CUAACGGCCGGGCGCAGCUGUCCCCUCCUGCUGCGGAUGCAGCACCUUCGGAAGCCAUCGGAGUCCGGGCCCCUUUCAAUCCUGGGUGGCCUUGGGCGAGAACCUUUCGGAGGAGUCCAAUCACUAUACUUUGAGUCCUCCUCUAGAGACGUGCGGAAUGGAGAAGGAGAGCACGAGGUGGUGAGGCGGGAUGCUCCGCGCGCAGCGUCGCCUCCAGCUCUUUCUCGGCGCCCGGGCAUUGUGAUCCGAUGUCUUUCGUCAGUGGAGAGUCUCAGACCGCUGGCGUCGCGAGAGGUGUCAGCCCGUCGGGAGCGCGAGGACUCAAACGGAGCCCAGGGCCAGUUCCAUCCCGCACACAGGGGACCCGGGGAUCACUUCGACCCCGCCCUGGACAGGUUCGCUACCGAGGUCGAAGAGUUUCCCGACUCCUCCUCCUGCUCAACUUCCAGGGAGGGCCCCUUUCGGUCUGGGGAGCUGAUUUUAGCGGAGACUGGCAAGAGACAAACACAAUUUAAAAAAUUAUUUAGAUUGAGCAGCGUCGGACAUUUAAAUAGUAACUGGGGAUUAGUCCCGUUCAGCGAGAUCGUGGGGAAGUUCCCCGGCCAGAUGCUGAAGAGUUCCUCCGGUAAGCACUUCAUGCUGAGGAGGCCGGCGUUGGAAGACUAUGUAUUAUUGAUGAAAAGAGGGCCUUGCAUAUCAUAUCCAAAGGAUAUGAAUAUGAUGCUGCUUAUGAUGAAUAUCAACCCAGGUGAUACUGUUUUAGAAGUUGGUUCAGGCUCUGGUGGAAUGAGCUUAUUUUUAUCCAAAGCAGUUGGAUCAAAAGGGAAAGUCAUAAGUUUUGAAAUAAGAAAAGACCACCAUGAUCUGGCUAAGAAGAAUUACAAACAAUGGCGUGAUUCGUGGAAAAUAAGUCAUGUAGAAGAGUGGCCAGACAAUGUGGAUUUUAUUCAUAAGGAUAUUUCAGGAGCAACCAAUGACAUGAAAUCUUUCACGUUUGAUGCGGCAGCUUUGGAUAUGUUAAAUCCUCAAGUUGCUCUGCCUGUUUUAUACCCAAAUCUUAAACAGGGUGGCGUGUGCGCUGUGUAUCUAGCAAACAUCACACAGGUUAUUGAACUUUUAAAUGGAAUCCACAUCUGUGAACUUGCUCUCUCAUGUGAAAAGAUAAGUGAAGUCAUUGUCAGAGAUUGGUUGGUUUGCCUGGCAAAACAGAACAGAAUUUUAUAUCGAAAAGUAGAACCUAAAAUCAACACAGAUUUACAAUUACAUUCUCAAAAGAAAAUUGGAGUUGAAAGUGAGAUAUUUCAAGAGGAUGACCAUGAAGAAUCACAUUCUGAUUUUCCAUAUGGAUCAUUUCCCUAUAUUGCUAGACCUAUACAUUGGCAAACUGGUCACACAGCUUUUCUUGUUAAGUUGAGGAAGUUCAAACCACAACUUAACUGAAUACUCCAGAUGACAGCAACUGAAUUGAAGACUGGAAAGUACCAAAAUAGAACUUUAUGUUGCAAAUCACUACUUUCAUAAAUUGGUAUUUUUAGCUAUUACUAUCAUUUGUAUAACUUUUACAUAUUACUUUGAAAACUAACCAAAGCUAAAUAAAGAUGUAUGACAUUGCAAAAUUGCUUAAAUGUCCCAUUUUGACACUUGUCUUGCAGUUAGUUUGACAUUUUGCAGUUACUGAUUCCAAGUUUAGUUGAACCAUCUCACUCUUCACUUCCUGUAAACCACUCCAUGGAUUUGUCUUUCUCCAUGAAAUUAGUUUUCUUUUCUUUGUUUGAUUGAUGAUCAUUGACUACUGAAAAUAAAAUAUGCAUUUUAAGAUAAA
This is a messenger RNA of Trichechus manatus latirostris (Florida manatee), 1822 nucleotides long. RefSeq names its product tRNA methyltransferase 61B (gene TRMT61B). Gene Ontology annotation, molecular function: tRNA (adenine(58)-N1)-methyltransferase activity. The transcript has 7 exons. The record is from RefSeq and is a predicted model, not a curated record. Gene Ontology annotation, cellular component: mitochondrion; tRNA (m1A) methyltransferase complex. Bases 37 to 1440 code for a protein of 467 amino acids. Gene Ontology annotation, biological process: mitochondrial tRNA methylation. Lineage: Eukaryota; Metazoa; Chordata; Mammalia; Sirenia; Trichechidae.